CCAAACAUAAAACUUAGCCGCCCCAAUUCCUUUAUCUCUGAAGAACAACGGACAAACCCCAUCUCUCACUCUCAUUCUCACUCUCACUCUUACACACACCAUACUCAUAGACUCGCUUCACCAUCUGCAGUUUCGUUAUUGAGAUUUGAAAUCGAGGGUAGCUAAGAAACACAAGAGCAGCAGUUGAAAAAUACUCCAAAUGCCUAAAAAUGCUAGUUUAGAUCUGUAGCUUCAAAGAGCUAUUUGGUUUUCUGUUGAUUUGUUGGUUAAACUCUCAAAUUGCUGCCGAGUGCUGCUGAUUCACUUCAUUGCUGAUUUUCUAUAGCCUGUAUUUGGCAAAUCCCGAUCAUUUCUCUGCAUCCUAGAUUUAGCAUUCUUUUUGUUCUGUCAACAUACACUUCAAGUGUUUGGAGCUGUAUUACUCUACAAACAAGACUAUAGUGGGACUUGACUAUGUUUCUGACAAGCAAUGUCCACACGCGCUCUUUUGCAUGUGAGUGCGUUUUCUCUAUCCCAAGUGAACUCCCAACGUCUCUUUUCCGUGGAGUAUGCUGUAAAGUUGUUGAAAAAGUUAGCUGAUGAUGGGAACUUCAAGUUGGGAAAAGUUGUUCAUGCACUUCUUGUUGUUUCUAGUCAUGCCUCAGAAGACCACACAAUUCAGAAUAAUUGUCUCAUUAAUCUCUACUCGAGGUGUGGACAACUUGCUGUUGCUCGGCGGGUGUUUGACAGAUUGAGUCAACGAAAUGUAGCUUCUUGGAGCAUUUUAAUGGCAGGGUAUUUGCACAAUGGGUAUGCUUGGGAAGUAACCAAAUUGUUCAAAGACAUGAUUUCAGUGGAUAAAAUAUUCCCAAAUGAGUAUGUCUUGUCUACUGUACUUUCGUCUUGUUCUAGCGGUCGUUUGCUACACGAAGGGCGGCAGUGUCAUGCGUUAGUGUUGAAAUCAGGAUUAAUGUUUCACCAAUAUGUGAAGAAUGCUCUUUUAUCCUUGUAUACAAUGUCUUCAGAUAUGGAAGGGGUUCUGGAAACCUUGAAGUCUGUUCCUGGAUUAGACAUCAUUACUUAUAAUUCUGUACUGAAGGGGUUCUUGGAUCAUGGGUAUACAAGUGAAGCAUUGGAUGUUUUCUCAAGGAUGUUGGCUGACGGCUCCGCGGGGGAUAGUGUCAGUUACGUGAACAUAUUUGGUCUUUGUGCUCGCCUCAAGGAUUUGAAGUUGGGUAAACAAGUUCACUGCAGAAUGCUGAAGUCUGGUCUUCAGCUUGAUGUGUUUCUAAGUAGUGCAAUCGUGGACAUGUACGGAAAGUGUGGUGAAAUUUCAGGUGCAAGAUAUAUUUUUGAUUCGUAUCCUAACCAUAAUGUGGUGUCUUGGACGGCAAUCUUGGCUGCAAAUUUCCAAAAUGAAUGCUUUGAGGAAGCCCUGAAACUGUUCUUACGAAUGGAAUUUCAGGAUGUUGUGCCAAAUGAAUACACAUUCGCAGUGUUGUUGAAUUCCUGUGCGGGUCUAUCAGCACUUGGUUGCGGGAAAACAUUACAUGCACGUGUUGAGAAGAGAGGACAUGGAGCUUUUGUUGUAGUUGGGAAUGCUUUGAUCAAUAUGUAUUUUAGGAGUGGCCAUAUCGAAGCCGCUAGGGCCUUGUUUUCAAACAUGAUAUCUCGAGAUACUGUUACUUGGAAUAUGAUAAUAUCAGGUUUCUCUCAUCAUGGGCUUGGUGAGGAAGCAUUGGAUGUGUUUCAGCACAUGUUAGCCGUCGAAGAGCAACCAAACUAUGUAACCUUUGUCGGGGUUCUUUUGGCUUGUGGACAUUUGGGUAGAAUAGAAGAAGGAUUUUACUACUUGCAGCAUCUAAUGAGGGACAUCGGCCUUGAACCUGGGUUAGAGCACUAUACCUGUGUUGUUGGGCUCCUAGGUAAAGCUGGAAAACUUGAUGAGGCUGAGAAUUUCAUGAGGUCGACGCCAAUCACAUGGGAUGUCGUUGCCUGGCGUACGUUGCUUAAUGCUUGUAAUGUCCACCGCAAUUAUGAUUUAGGAAAGAGAGUAGCAGAGCAUUUGUUGCAAUUGAAUCCCAACGAUGUGGGAACCUAUAUCCUGUUGUCCAAUAUGCAUGCCAAGGUGAAAAGGUGGGAUGGAGUAGCAAAGAUACGGAAGCUAUUAAGAGAAAGGAACAUAAAGAAAGAACCUGGAUUGAGCUGGACUGAAAUAAGAAAUGAAACUCAUGUGUUUGUUUCUGAUGACACUCAACACCCAGAGACGGCUCAAAUCCAUGAGAAGGUGAGAAAAUUGUUGGCUGAUAUAAAACCGUUGGGUUAUGUUCCAGACACAACUUCUGUCUUGCAUGAUGUCGAGCAAGAACAACAAGAAGGUUAUCUUAGUUACCACAGCGAAAAGCUGGCUGUAGCAUAUGCUCUCAUGAAAACACCAUCCCAAGCGCCAAUUCAUGUUAUUAAGAAUCUCAGAAUAUGUGAUGAUUGCCAUUCUGCUUUGAAGCUUAUCUCAAAGGUCACAAUGAGAAUGAUAGUUGUAAGAGAUGUCAAUCGGUUCCACAGCUUUCAAGAUGGGUCCUGUUCCUGUGCAGAUUACUGGUGAGAAAUACAAGAUUGACAUAUAGUGUCUUACAAGGUGUCAAAGGAGAAUUUUGCAUGUUGCUAUGUGUGAUUGGUAAAGAAGCUCACAUAAUCAUAUUCUCAGCCAACCAGAGGUAGUGAGUUUGAACAAAGCUUUUUUAACCACCUAUUCAUCAUAUAGUAAGUUUGUUUCUAGUUUCGAAAGUACCAGUAAUAUUUAUAGCAUCGGAAUAUACAAGCUAAAAAGAAUUGAUUAUUAAAGCAGCAAAGUGCAUCAUCUAGUAUGAAAUGUUAAAAUGUAAGCGAAGGAUCUGCUAUAGCUGACUAGACAUAUAAAUAUAUAUGUGACUACCUUCUUUCCUUAUGUUAGCCAUUCUUCCUAUCUCAAUGGAGAUCAGGAAGUUGCAGAUGAAGCUUAAUGCUAAAAGUAUGAAAAGGGAAACAGUCCAGUUUAAUAGAAUUCUUGAAUUCUCCCCACAGAUUAACAAUCUGCUUCCAGACAGCAAUUCCACUAGGGGAAUCCACCGGUUUAGCAUCACAAAAACCCUUUUUCAAAUACUUAGUGAUAAUAAGUAAUAACUGUUUCCAUAAAGCAGCUUUCCCAUCGUUAAGCCUCCACAACCAUUUACAUGGCAAGCCUCUGUUAUAUUCUAGUAUCCUCACCCCAAGUCAACCUCCUUUUUUCAUAUUUUGAUUUUUUGCUACCUAAGCAAAUGCAAUUUUCUAAUUUCAGCAUUACCAUCCUAUAAGAAAUUAUUUCUAAGACUGUUUAUUCUCUUCUCCACCUUCACUCGAAUAGGCAAAAGUUACAUUAAAAAGGUUGGUAUACCUUAGAGUGAUGUUCGGAGAAAUUGGAGGGCAUGGUUAUGUAUUUUUCUUGAAGGCAUCCACUUCUUUUAUGUGUACGCUGUAUCUUAUGACUGAGGUUUUCUUAUUUCUGUCAGUUUUUGGGGUGUAAGCACUUAAAGAACAAUUAAUGUGUCGCAUGCGUGCUCCCUAUGUGCACCUCUAGUAAACGUGAAUGGAAAUAAAAAUGCGAUCAUUCAGUCUCUGUUUCUGAGGGAGGAUUAUAAAUUGCGUGAAGGUUGUCGGCAUUUUCCUUAACUGUCUUCAUUUCUGUUCUUUUUUUGACGACUGAGCAAAAAACGGCUUUCAGUUCUAUUUUUACAAGUUUUCCUGCAGGUUCCUGAGUGAGCUGCAGCCGCUGCUGCACUGCACGUGUUCUAGCUGGACUACCUCCCCAUCAGAGACAUGCUCUGUCAUCAAGCUCAGAGGAAUUGAGCUCUAUAUAUGGGAGCAAACAGCCUGGUCAAGUUGUCGAGGAGCUGGAGGAAGAAUUCUAUUAAGAGGAAUUUGAUCCUGUCGGACAUAUUCUGGAGCAUAUUCCUUCUGAAGAUGGUGAACUAGCUUACUUGGAAGAACAGGCUGCUCUAGAUUAGCACAGCUGGACAGAAUUUCUGAACGCUUGUCACGCCAUGUCAUGGAGCAUUAUGAAGUAAUGGUUUUACGAGAAGUGGCAAUGCUUUUGGUUGAGAUUUGAUAAAGUAGCAUGUGUAUAGAAGAAUUACCCUAUAAAUUUGAUCGGUACUUCUCUUACUCGGAAGAAUGACCUGUGGAAAUUCAUGACAUAAAAGAUAUGGACUAUUGCGGCUCUCAAGAUGAUGCCAGAAAAGGAGAAUUGGCGGAGACAACAGAAGUAGUAAGCUUUGCUGGGCUGGUUGGUGAUGGAGCAGCUUUGAUAGUUUCAUCUGAAACCUCUCCCAAUGCUCAACUGCCACGUAAAUCUGUACAUCCUAUACAAACUGACUCGAAGAGGAAUGGAUUUUCAUGUUGGCUUACGGGUGGAAACCCGUUUCUGCCUAAACUAAAUGGUAGUUCGAAGGAAUACUUGGGACUCUUGUUUGCUUAAUGGAUCUGCAACGCAAGAAAGUGGAAACUCCAAUGAAGAUUCUUUUGAUAAGAGUUCUUCUUUGACAAACAGUGACGUAAAUCAUGUCAAGGGGAAUGCUUCUUUAUCUGAAGAUGAAAAUGAAGAUCUUCAUGCUGAUUUUAUGACGAAGAUAGCCAAUUACCUAGCCGGAUUGCUAAACCUGGUCAUUCAAGAAAUCGCUCUUCGCAUUGGAACAAUGAACAAAUAAAAGCACAAACAGGAUCAUCACUUAGCCUCCUGAGGUAUAUACUGGUCAUACUUGGAUAUGCUGAUGAUGAUGGUGAUGAAUUCUGUCAAGCUGAACAUAAAUGCAACACAGGUCAUUGGAUAAAUAUGCGAGGUUGAUUCAGAAGUUAGAGAUUGUUAAUGUUGAGUUCUUUAAGGGGUUUUGCCAAUUGUUUGGGACUUCUUUCACUUUGUCUUUGAGACCUUUGGUCAGCAAAGUACUCAUCCUAGUGGAAAGGCUGUGUCUGACACUCUGUCGUGUUAUGCCAACUGAGAAUGAAAUGUUCUGCAAAAAUAAUCGGGUGGGCAGUUUUCAAAGUGAAGACUUGAUUCACAUGACUUCUGUCUAGUUUUCAGGGAGGAUAUCUAAGCUGUCACUGAUGCUUGGAUGCUGAGAAUCUCUUCAAAGAUGACUUUUUUGGGUAUAACAUUCGAUAUGCGUAGGACCAUUAAAUGGGAAAGCGCCUUCCUACCAGGAACUUCUUCAUUCAUAGCGCUUCCUACCAGGAACUUCUUUAUUCAUGACUAAAACUCGAGACCUUUGGUUAAGGAUGAAGCGAUUCCAUUCAUCCUACAAUGUCCCUUGGUGGUAAAAGAGUAGAUGCCAACUAGGAAAAAUAUGAGCUCAAUGCUUCAUCUAAGGGCGUUUUCCUAUGAUGUAACAGGAGUGGAAAACAUUCUCUUUAGAAAAAUAUUUUACUUGAGGCAACAAUUUUGGAGACAAUUUCUUUGUGUUGGAUGACUCAAGGAUAAGUCUAGUUAUUUACUUUGGACAUAUUAUUUUAGAGAAUCUCAUUUUAGGUGAA
Nicotiana attenuata is the source of this 5520-nucleotide messenger RNA. RefSeq names its product pentatricopeptide repeat-containing protein At5g39680. Bases 470 to 2581 code for a protein of 703 amino acids. The record is from RefSeq and is a predicted model, not a curated record. Lineage: Eukaryota; Viridiplantae; Streptophyta; Magnoliopsida; Solanales; Solanaceae. Gene Ontology annotation, molecular function: protein binding; zinc ion binding; RNA binding. Gene Ontology annotation, biological process: RNA modification. The transcript has 8 exons.